Coturnix japonica (Japanese quail) is the source of this 2503-nucleotide messenger RNA. RefSeq names its product mitochondrial translational initiation factor 2 (gene MTIF2). Lineage: Eukaryota; Metazoa; Chordata; Aves; Galliformes; Phasianidae. The record is from RefSeq and is a predicted model, not a curated record. Gene Ontology annotation, molecular function: GTPase activity; GTP binding; translation initiation factor activity. Gene Ontology annotation, biological process: translational initiation. Gene Ontology annotation, cellular component: cytoplasm.
GGCGGUGCGUCCCUCAGUGCCGGCCGGGCGGCGGGGCAGAGCUGGGCCGUGCUCGCCGGUGCUCGGCGGUGUUAUCGGGGCAGCUCGGCCCUACCACCGCCCUUGGCUGUGGGGUGAGGCGGUUCCUGAGUUCUUGCCGGGCCCGCAGACGUUGUGAGAGCUGUGUGCUUUGCUGGAGGAUGGUCCGGGGUCACCUGUGAGAGGAGAUAGCUGAGUGAGGAAAUGAAUCGAAGGCUGAUACUGAAGCUUGAAAAUCUGAUCCGUUUCCAUGGUGCUUGCAGUCAGUUGCACACUCUUGUCUGCAGGAGAGUUUGCAGAGCACAAUGGAAGCCUGUGCCGUCAUCUGUGCAUCCCACAAGGUCCGUUCAUCCAUAUCCACAGUGCUGGGAGAAAGACAAGUUGAUCAGAGCUGCCUCAUCGCCAUGCAGAUGUUUAGCUACAAAGGAGGAGAAGAAAAAGGACAGGAGGAAAUUACCGAUGACCAAAGGGGAAGUGGAGAUAAGGCAGCAGAUGACUAUUGAGGAACUUGCAAGAGCAAUGGGUAAAGACGUAGAUCAUGUUUAUGAAGCCCUGCUGUACACAGAUAUUGAUGUCAAUUCCCUGGAACCAGAUUCCAUUUUAUAUGAAGACUCGAUCAAGUUAAUUGUUAAAAAAUCAGGAAUGAAGUAUAAGUCAGCAAAACUGAGGGAAGAAAAAGAAAGAGAAAACAAAGAUGCAGUGAAACGACCUCCUGCAGACCCGGCAUUCUUAACUCCGCGACCCCCAGUUGUUACUAUAAUGGGCCACGUUGAUCAUGGGAAAACAACUUUACUUGACAGCCUGCGGAAAACUCAAGUGGCAGCCAUGGAAGCAGGGGGCAUCACACAACACAUUGGUGCUUUUCUUGUGCAUCUGCCUUCUGGGGAAAAGAUCACUUUUCUUGAUACUCCUGGGCAUGCAGCUUUCUCAGCCAUGAGGGCAAGAGGUACAUAUGUGACUGACAUCGUCAUCCUGGUUGUAGCAGCAGAGGAUGGAGUGAUGCAGCAAACCAUAGAAUCCAUUGAACAUGCUAAAAAUGCAGGAGUUCCUCUCGUCCUUGCUAUUAACAAGUGUGACAAACCUGAAGCUGAUCCUGAAAGAGUGAAGAAGGAAUUGCUGGCUCAUGGUGUGGUCUGUGAGGAGUUUGGAGGUGAUGUUCAGGCUGUAAAUAUUUCUGCACUCAAGGGUGACAACCUGAUGGUUUUGGCAGAAGCAACUGUUGUUUUGGCAGAGAUGUUAGAGCUGAAGGCAGAUUACACAGGUCUGGUAGAGGGGACCAUCAUUGAGUCUCGCAAAGACAAAGGGAAAGGUCCAGUUACCACAGCCAUCAUCCAAAGAGGAACUCUGAGGAAGGGCUGUGUUCUGGUUGCAGGGAAGACCUGGGCAAAAGUGCGUUUGAUGUUUGAUGAGAAUGGCAAAGCUGUAGAUGCAGCCUCUCCCGGCAUCCCAGUGGAAAUCAUGGGCUGGAAGGAAGUCCCUUCAGCAGGAGAUGAAAUCCUUGAAGUGGAAUCUGAGCAAAGAGCACAUGAAGUUGUGGCCUGGAGAACCUACGUUGAACAACAAGAGAAGAUGAAAAAGGACAGAGAAGUUAUUGAAGCAAAGCAAAAGGAACACAGAAUGGAAUAUGAGAAGAAGCAACAGAAUUUAGCCCAUUUGACCUGGAGACAAAGAAAGGCAGCCCUGUACAAGGAGGGCAAGCAUCUAAUGCUCAUAAAACCAAAGGAGAGAGCAGAAAUAGACAAAAAUGUGCUGUCGAUAAUCAUUAAAGGUGAUGUGGAUGGAUCUGUGGAAGCUAUUCUGAAUGUUCUGGACAGCUAUGACGCAGAUGAUGAGUGUAAAUUGGAGGUCAUUCAUUUUGGAAUGGGAGAUAUCAGUGAAACAGAUCUAAGUCUUGCUGAAACAUUUAAUGGCGUUGUUUAUGGAUUCAGCGUGAAAGCCAAUGAAACCAUUAAAAAGAUGGCUGCUAAGAAGGGAAUAAAAAUUAAACUCCACAACAUCAUCUACAAACUCAUUGAGGAUUUGAAAGAUGAGUUGAGUAGCAGACUGCCCCCAUCCGUGGUGGAAAAUACAGUCGGGGAAGCUUCUGUUCUUGACACCUUCUCCGUAACAGUGGGAAAAAACAAAGUUCCAGUAGCUGGGUGCAGAGUACAGAAAGGGCAGCUGGACAAGAAGAUGAAAUUUAAGUUAAUCCGUAAAGGGAACGUUAUUUGGAAAGGGUCUUUAUCAUCACUGAAACAUCAUAAAGAUGAUGUCCAGGUAAUAAAAACAGGUAUGGAUUGUGGAUUAAGUUUGGACAAGCAUAUAGAAUUCAGUAUCGGAGAUGAAAUCAUCUGUUAUGAAGAAAAGGAAAUUCAACAGACAACUUCCUGGAAUCCAGGGUUUUAGAACAUGAUUGGAUACCUCACACUGUAGAGGUUGUGCCCUGCUCCUUGCCUUUUAAUAUUAAAUGAACCUACUUAUGAAAAAACUCUUAUGUGUCCCUGUA